This is a messenger RNA of Ochotona curzoniae (black-lipped pika), 4264 nucleotides long. RefSeq names its product protein transport protein Sec31A-like. The transcript is spliced from 28 exons. The coding region runs from base 151 to 3852 and encodes 1233 amino acids. Gene Ontology annotation, cellular component: endoplasmic reticulum exit site; COPII vesicle coat. Gene Ontology annotation, biological process: COPII-coated vesicle cargo loading; endoplasmic reticulum to Golgi vesicle-mediated transport; endoplasmic reticulum organization. Gene Ontology annotation, molecular function: protein binding; structural molecule activity. The record is from RefSeq and is a predicted model, not a curated record. Lineage: Eukaryota; Metazoa; Chordata; Mammalia; Lagomorpha; Ochotonidae.
CCUGGGCCUCGGGAGGAGGAGCAGCGGCGGAUUCCGGCAGAUUCGGUCGGGCGCCGCGCUCAGGCCAGGAGUGGUCGCUGAGGGUCUCCGCCGGCUGUGUCCGCCUCUCGUCUCCCGUCGUCUCUGUCCGGCUGUCGAACCUCGAGCAGGAUGAAGCUGAAGGAGGUAGAUCGUACGGCCAUGCAGGCGUGGAGCCCUGCCCACAAUCACCCCAUUUACCUAGCUACAGGAACAUCUGCUCAGCAAUUAGAUGCAACAUUUAGUACCAAUGCUUCCCUUGAGAUAUUUGAAUUAGACCUUUCUGACCCAUCCUUGGAUAUGAAAUCCUGUGCUACUUUCUCUUCCUCUCACAGGUACCACAAGUUAAUUUGGGGGCCUCAUAAGAUGGAUUCCAAAGGAGAAGUCUCUGGAGUUUUGAUUGCAGGUGGUGAAAAUGGAAAUAUUAUUCUUUAUGAUCCUUCUAAAAUUAUAGCUGGAGACAAGGACGUUGUGAUUGCCCAGAAUGACAAGCACACUGGCCCAGUGAGAGCCCUGGAUGUGAACACUUUCCAGACGAAUCUUGUUGCCUCUGGUGCUAAUGAGUCUGAAAUCUACAUUUGGGAUCUCAACAAUUUUGCAGCUCCAAUGACUCCAGGAGCCAAAACACAGCCCCCAGAAGAUGUCAGCUGCACUGCAUGGAACAGACAAGUUCAGCAUAUUUUAGCAUCAGCCAGUCCCAGUGGCCGGGCGACAGUAUGGGAUCUUAGGAAAAAUGAACCGAUCAUCAAAGUCAGUGACCAUAGUAACAGGAUGCAUUGCUCCGGGUUGGCGUGGCACCCUGAGAUUGCUACUCAGAUGGUCCUUGCCUCUGAGGAUGACAGGCUACCUGUGAUCCAGAUGUGGGAUCUGCGAUUCGCCUCCUCUCCACUUCGCGUCCUGGAAAACCAUGCCAGGGGAAUUUUGGCAAUUGCUUGGAGCAUGGCUGAUCCUGAAUUGUUACUGAGCUGUGGAAAGGAUGCUAAGAUUCUCUGCUCCAACCCAAACACAGGAGAGGUGUUAUAUGAACUUCCCACCAAUACACAGUGGUGCUUUGACAUUCAGUGGUGUCCCCGCAAUCCUGCUGUCUUAUCAGCCGCCUCGUUUGAUGGACGUAUCAGUGUUUACUCUAUCAUGGGAGGAAGCACAGAUACUUUGAGGCAGAAACAAGUUGACAAGCUGUCGUCAUCUUUUGGGAAUCUGGAUCCUUUUGGCACAGGACAGCCGCUCCCCCCGUUACAGAUUCCCCAGCAGAGCACCCAGCACAGCAUAGUGUUACCUCUGAAGAAGCCUCCCAAGUGGAUCCGAAGGCCUGUCGGGGCUUCUUUUUCUUUUGGAGGCAAGCUGGUUACAUUCGAGAAUGUCCGAGUGCAGUCUCCACAGGGGGCUGAGCAGCAGCUGCAGCAGCAGCAGGUCUUCAUCAGUCAGGUUGUAACAGAAAAGGAAUUCCUCAGCCGGUCAGACCAGCUUCAGCAGGUUGUACAGUCUCAAGGAUUUAUCAGCUAUUGCCAGAAGAAAAUUGAUGCCUCCCAGACUGAGUUUGAGAAGAAUGUGUGGUCCUUUUUGAAGGUGAACUUUGAGGAUGAUUCUCGUGGAAAAUAUCUUGAACUUCUGGGAUACAGAAAGGAAGAUUUGAGAAAGAAGAUUGCUUUGGCCUUGAACAAAGUGGAUGGAACUGAUGUGGCUCUUACAGACUCUGGCCCAGGAGCACAGAGUGAUGGGGAGGAAAGCCCUGCUGCCGAGGAGCAGCUCUUGGCAGAGCGUAAUAAAGAGGAAACACAAGAGUCUGAAUUUCUGCCCUCAGCUGGAGGAACAUUUAAUAUCUCCGUCAGUGGGGAUAUUGAUGGUCUAAUUACUCGAGCUUUGCUGACGGGGAAUUUUGAGAGUGCUGUUGACCUUUGUUUACAUGACAACCGUAUGGCUGAUGCCAUUAUAUUGGCCAUAGCAGGUGGAAAAGAACUUUUGGCUCGAACACAGAGAAAAUACUUUGCCAAAUCCCAAAGCAAAAUUACCAGGCUCAUCACUGCAGUAGUGAUGAAGAACUGGAAAGAGAUUGUAGAGUCUUGUGACCUUAAGAAUUGGAGAGAGGCAUUAGCUGCAGUGUUGACUUACGCAAAACCAGAUGAGUUCUCAGCCCUUUGUGAUCUUUUGGGAACGAGGCUUGAAAGGGAAGGAGAUAGUCUCCUGCAGACACAGGCUUGUCUCUGCUAUAUCUGUGCUGGGAAUGUUGAGAAGCUAGUUUCGUGUUGGACCAAAGCUCAAGAUGGAAGCAGUUCUCUGUCCCUUCAGGAUCUAAUUGAGAAAGUUGUCAUUCUGCGAAAGGCUGUACAACUCACCCAAGCCAUGGACACUAAUUCUGUGGGGGUUCUGCUGGCUGAGAAGAUGAGUCAGUAUGCCAACUUGCUGGCUGCCCAGGGCAGUAUUACUGCAGCGUUGGCUUUUCUUCCCGACAACACCAACCAGCCAAAUAUUGUGCAGCUGCGUGACCGACUUCGUCGAGCACAAGGAGAGCCUUUAUCAGUGCAAGAAUCAGCUAAAGUUCCUUAUGAGAGGCAGCCAGUGUCCAAGGGCAGGCCUGGGCCGAUUGCUGGCCACCCACAGAUGCCAAGAAUGCAAGCUCAGCAAUAUUAUCCCCAUGGAGAAAAUCCUCCACCUCCAGGUUUCAUAAUGCAUGGAAAUAUUAACCCAAAUGCUGCCACUCCGCUUCCCCCAUCUACGGGUCAUAUGCAUGGCCAGGUACCACCUUAUCCGCAGCCACAGCCUUAUCAACCAGCCCAGCAGUAUCCCUUCGGAACAGGGGGGUCAGCACUGUAUCGACCUCAGCAGCCUGUUGCUCCUCCUGCCUCAAACGCUUACCCUAACACCCCUUACAUCUCUUCUGCUUCUUCCUAUUCUGGGCAGUCUCAGCUCUAUGCAGCACAGCACCAGGCCUCCUCACCUACCUCCAGCCCUGCUGCUUCUCUCCCUCCUCCCCCUUCCUCUGGAGCAUCCUUCCAGCAUGGCGGGCCAGGAGCUCCACCGUCAUCUGCAGCUUAUGCACUGCCCCCUGGAACAACAGGUACACUGCCUGCUGCCAGUGAGCUGCCUGCGUCCCAGAGAACAGAAAUUCAGUUUAUCCAAGACCAGGCAUUUAUGUUGGAAGGUCCACAGAAUGGGUGGAAUGACCCUCCAGCUUUGAACAGAGUACCCAAGAAGAAGAAGAUGCCCGAGAACUUCACGCCUCCAGUUCCCAUCACGUCGCCAAUCAUGAACCCCUUGGGUGACCCCCAGUCACAGAUGCUGCAGCAACAAACUCCAGCUCCAAUACCACCAUCGAAUCAAGCUUCAUUCCCACAGCCACACCUUCCAGGUGGCCAGCCUUUCCAUGGCAUGCAACAGCCUCUUGGCCAAGCAAGUAUGCCACCAUCUUUCUCCAAGCCCAAUUUGGAAGGUGCCCCAGGGGCUCCUAUUGGAAAUACUGUCCAGCAUGUGCAGUCUUUGCCCACAGAAAAAAUCACUAAGAAACCCAUCCCUGACGAGCACCUCAUUCUGAAGACCACGUUCGAGGAGCUUAUUCAGCGCUGCCUCUCUUCGGCCACGGAUCCUCAAACCAAGAGGAAGCUAGAUGAUGCCAGCAAACGUCUGGAGUUUCUAUAUGAUAAACUUAGGGAACAAACACUGUCACCGACGAUCAUCAAUGGUUUACACAACAUUGCCAGGAGCAUUGAAACGCGGAACUACUCCGAAGGAUUGGCCAUCCACACGCACAUCGUCAGCACCAGCAACUUCAGUGAGACCUCCGCCUUCAUGCCAGUUCUCAAAGUUGUCCUCACCCAGGCCAAUAAGCUGGGUGUCUGAAGGGACAACUUCAUCUCCCCACCAAUAUUGCCAUUUUUUCCAAAGAAACGUGUUCUAGAGAAAUUGUAUGACAUGGACCAAUCCUCAUUAGCAUGUUUCCAUAGCAACCAGUGAAGAGCAGUUCCAUGGUUCCUACAGCUGUACUCACUUUACACUGCUCAAAACCCUAGUGCCUCCUUUUGUUGUAACUUUCUGUUGCACAUCUUGAUUUUCUUGUUCUGCAAAUAGUGUAUUUCCUGGAUUACACACAGUAUGGUUUUCCAGGUAUUCUGAUAAAUAUGAUUUUUAAAACCUCAGUUUACUUUUUAGAAAAACUGCAUAUGGUUAUGCAUAAAGCAGAAUGAAAGCUAAAUUUCUUCCAUGUCUUCUCUACUUCCUCUAUGUCAAUCAAAUUAAAGUGUAUACUCCUGUU